Messenger RNA from Polyodon spathula (Mississippi paddlefish), 2828 nucleotides. Its product is annotated as putative ferric-chelate reductase 1. The record is from RefSeq and is a predicted model, not a curated record. Bases 359 to 2077 code for a protein of 572 amino acids. Gene Ontology annotation, molecular function: oxidoreductase activity, acting on metal ions. NCBI's taxonomy places the organism in Eukaryota, Metazoa, Chordata, Actinopteri, Acipenseriformes, Polyodontidae. The transcript has 16 exons.
UUAAGUAAUUGAGAGCUCGGUUGGAACAAAAACCAGAAGCAAACUAUGGGAAAUUGCACGUUCCUUUUCAUUAGCGUGUCAACAUAAUUUUAAAAGGUUUUCAAAACUUGAACAUGUUGCUCAAUGUGUAGGUAUCUGUGUUUAGCUGUACCCGAGAAAAUGUAGUGAAAACGAAUGCAGUCAUAUUUAGCUGAAGCUCCUGUUCUUAAAAAAAAAAAAAAAAAAAAAAAAAAGUCGAGUCACUACAAUGCAACAACGUCAAGUUCUCUGACGUAAACUCUGCCUCAGGCUACUCGACCACUGCAGCUAUAUGGUAUCGGUUUUUGUUUUUUCACAACGGUGCUAGCACACUGACAAGAUGGAUAAACAGGAUUUGUUCAUCUUUCUUCUCAUCAGUUGUAAUUUCAUGGUUGUCUCUGGCUAUCCAAAUGGCUUAGUUACAGCUUCCUGCAGUAGCUUGACACCAGCGCAUGGUGGAGCCAUUGCUCAGACUCCAGCUGCUCCCUUUAGCGUCACAGCCAGUAAAUCCACUUACAGUCCAGGAGAUCAAAUCACAGUGACUCUCCAGGCUAAAUCUGAUACCUUCCAAGGAUUCUUGCUGCAAGCUCGGCAGAUUGGAGGAGGUGCUGCUGUUGGUUCUUUCAUAAUCACUGAUUCUUCAAACUCUCAGGGUCUAAACUGCAAUGGAGCCAAUUCUGCUGUCAGUCACACAUCUAAUUCGGUGAAGUCACUGAUUCAAGCCACAUGGCGUGCACCCAGUUCUGGCACUGGUAAUAUUGAAUUCAGUGCCACCUUUGUUAAAUCAAAGUUUAUUUUUUGGGUUCAAGUUCGAAGUUCUCAAGUGACCUUCAAUAUAGCUGCACCUGCAAGUCCUGCACCUACGAGUACAUUGUCAUUUAAUCCAACUUCAUCCCUGGUAUUAAUUUCCAGUACUGGCUGUGGCACCAAUAAAACCUGCUUCAGCAGUCCUGCAGGAUGUGAUGCAGCCAUGAAUGCAGACUGCUACUUCAUGUCUUCUGCUUCACCCCAAGGAGGCGGUGAUGGUAUCCAGUUUGAAAUGAGUGGCAAAUCCAGUGGUUACAUUGCUAUUGGAUUUUCAGAUGACACAAACAUGGGAAACGAUGACAUUUAUAUUUGUGGUCGGGAUGCUAAUGGAAACGUCCAGGUCCAACACGCUUUUUCUACAGGGAAAAGUACACCUACAAUUAAACCUCUUGAAAAUGUUAACAACAUUGCAACUUCUUUCAACAACGGGGUCAUCAAAUGCUCUUUUAUAACAAGAAACAGCAUAUCAACGCAGCAGAGAGCUGCGGACACCUCUUACUACAUAUUUCUGGCUAAUGGACCUUCAAAUGGAGGGACCAUAGAGUACCAUCCUUCAAGACCUUUCAUUACUGAGAACAAAGUUAAUCUUUUAGGUUCCCAGUUAGCAAGUGGCAAUGCAAACAGACCUGCUAUUAUUAAAAUACAUGGUGCUCUUAUGCUAAUAGCCUGGAUGACAACAGGAAGUAUUGGAAUGAUAAGUGCCAGGUAUUUUAAGCAAAUAUCGAAAGGAAAACAAGUUUUUGGAAAAGACAUCUGGUUUCAGGCCCAUGUGUUCCUCAUGCUGCUAACUGUAGCUGCAACAAUCACUGCUUUUGUGCUUGCCUUUGUAUCUGUGAGAGGGUGGAGUGGUGGAGCUCAUCCUGUUAUAGGGUGUAUAGUGAUGGGUCUAGCCUUGAUCCAGCCAUUUAUAGCUGUCUUUCGCUGUGCUCCAGACAGUAAAAGGAGGAUUGUCUUCAAUCUCGUGCAUGCUAUAAAUGCUUUGGUGAUCAAAGUUCUUGCAGUGGUCUCAAUAUUUCUUGGCCUGCAGCUGCUUGAUAACUCUCCAAAUCAGUGGCUGCCUAAAGUUAUGGGAGGUUUCGUUGGAUGGGAAUUCCUUAUUUAUCUCGUACUAGAUUUCAAUCUCUUUUUAAAAAAGGAAGAAAUAUAUGAAAAUGUAAUUCAGAAUCCACCUGAACCAGUCGUGCUGCUUAUUUACAUUAUUGGAAACUUGAUGUUUUUGAUAGCUCUUCUGGUUGGAAUUGGUCAAACAUAAAGCGGACCCAAACGAAUGGAAUGCUCAAACAUUGUACUGUGGGAGAAAUAGAGGCAGUUGGCAGUUAUACUCUAAUUAUAUUAUUUUCCUGCUCCUUCCUGAACUCUCCAUAAGGUAUAUAAUGUUGGAUGUGUAUAUAUUUUGAUUGAAUAUAAAGUACAUGUUUAUGUACAGCAUAAGAAUGUUUGACAAAACACCUUCUAUAGCACUAGCUAUCAUAGAGCUAGGGAUUCUUUAGGGAAGACAUUCCACACUGUCCACACUCUUUAGGAAAAUGCAAUGAAUCUCCUCCUAGUGGCUGAUCAGUUAAUACAGACAUCAGCAUACAACACAGUUACCUCUAGACUGCAGAGUUUGCACUUUAGUUGAAUGGUAAGCCUUUCUCUUUGAAGCAUAUGGUUUGCGGUUCGCAUCCAGUCCUUGUUUUUCCAUUCAAUGUCCAAAGUAUAUUAUGGAAUUUUGUUGUGAAUCUUCUUUCUUGCACCUUUCUGCAUUUUUUUUUUAAGUUGUGUAUUUUAAAAAAAUGAACUAGUCACCUUAAUUUAAAAAAAAAAAAAAAAAAAAAAAAAAAAAAAAAUGAAUGCAGCCAUCGGUCAUAGGGGAACAUUCAGGCCCAGAUUUAUAAAAGGAUUGUGCCUGUUUUACGACCACAAUAGUACAAACAGGCAAUACUUGAUUUGCGGGGGCAAUGUCUCUGCGCUUUAGGCCUUGAUGCAUAUGUAAUUCUGUAUACGCAUAUAUAAUUCUGGGG